AUGGAUAACAUCCAACUCACAUCGCACGGCAUGGAUAUCCAAAUGUUCAAAAAAACCUUCUACUUUAAUGGAGACGCUGACGACAAUGGGGAUGACAACCAUGUUAACGAUGAUGAUAAUAGUAAUAGAAGUAAUGAUAACGAUCCUACUGCUGCUACUACAAAUGUCAUAGUUGAUAACAUUGAUUAUGUUCAUAAGACUAAUAUUGUUGUAAAAGAUGAAGUUGAUGCAACGACUAUCACUGCUGCAACUACUGCUGCUACCACUACUGCUACUGCUGCUACUACUGCCGAUGAAGCUACCACUAAUGCUACAUUUUUUAACGAUAAAACUGAGAAGGCUUUUUAUGAAAACAAAGUCAGCAACGACAUCUGCUUGAGUGAUGCCGACCGACACAAUUACAGCAUGGAUGACAUUAAGACAUCAGCUGGCACCAUCAACAACAACAACAACAGCAACUUAUAUAAAAUCGCUGACGACAAGAGUGAUAACAACACAAACAACAACGUCAACAACACAAACAACAACAUCAACAACAACACAAACAACAACAUCAACAAUAACACAAACAACAACAUCAACAACAACGCAGAUAGCAUAAACAGCAACAACAGGUUACUGGAUAAACUGCAAGAGACAGCUGAUUAUCACGAGAGCAUCUUUGAAAGAAUUAUAAACAACAUCAACAAUAACAUGAAGCUCGGUUUCAACAACAGACGCGACAACAUCAUUAACAACAACAACAAAGCAAACAAUAACAAUGACAACAACACAAAUAACAACAUUAAUGUCAACUACGACUAUACAAACAACAACGACAACAACGUCACUGAUAACAACAACAACGUCAUUGUUAACAAUACAAACAUCAUUAACUCAGUCACCGAUCAUACUAACGAUAAUAACAAUGAUAAUGAACUCUGUACUAAAGAUGACCAUUUGAAUGAUAACAUUGCUAACAGGAACAAUGUUACUGGUGAUAACUCUGAUAAUAAUAAUAGUAAUAAUAAUGAUAAUGAUAAUAAUGAUAAUAAUAAUACUGAUGAUAAUAAUGAUAGUAAUAAUAAUAAUAAUACUGAUGAUAAUGAUAAUAAUGAUAAUAAUAAUAAUGAUAAUAAUGAUGAUGACAAUGAAAUAAGUAGUGAGGCCACCAGCGAACAAUCAAAACGCGGUGAUGAAAUUAGCAAAGAACUCACCCAGAAUGAUGACGUGAAAAUCGAGCACGAUGACGUCAGAGAUGCUGCUGCUGCAACUUCUACCGCAGCUACUACUGCUGCCACUUCUGCCGCAGCUGCUACUACCGCCGUUGAUGAUGAUAAUAAGGUUGCUGUUGGUGGUGGUGGUGAUAGUGAUGAUGAUGACGAUAGAAAUAUGAGCCAGGAUAUAAACAGCGGAAACUACAGUUCGUGCAUCAGCAACGAUGAUGAUGAUGAAGAUGAUGAUGAGGAGGAUGAUGAUGAUGAUGAUGAGGAUGGUAAUGAUGAUGGUGACAUCAACGAACUUUGCAGUAGAGAUUAUUGCGAUGACGUGGUCAAGGGGAAGCGUUCGUCGCUGGUCUACAUCGACGCUGUGGAAUUAAUGGGUGAUGGGGAUGAUGGUGGUGAAGAUGAUGGUGAAGAUGAUGGUGAAGAUGAUGGUGAAGAUGCUGAAGAUGAUGCUGAAGAUGGUGGUGGUGGUGGUGGUGGAGGUGAUGGCCAUGAUGUUAUGGGUGAUAAUAUUGGUGGUGGUCACGAUGUGGAUGAGGUUGGUGUUGCACCAUUCCAAUCAGCACCAUCACAAUCAGCACCAUCACAACCACCAUUACUCCCCUCCCUAAAAGACUUAGACAAUACCUCGGGUAUUCUUCACGUGUACUAUCUGCUUAUCGAAGGUCUGACGACAAGCAUGUUGGAAAGCAGGAAGGAGCACCAGCCACGAAUCUGCGAGGUCCUCUUCCAACUCAUCAAAUACGCCUCCUCCAGUCCUGGUCCACGGUUUUCAAUCUUCUGCUUCAAUAACUUGUUGAUGCCUGCGUUGCACUCCAGCGUCAGCAGUGGCAGCAGCUUCAGCAGCGGCAACAAAUGUAAUGUGACUAAGUACUGGAACCUUUCAGCGACAUCCAACUGUCGACACUUGACAGGACUGUGUGUGGACGUCGUUGUUGACUUCAUAACGCGAUUCAUUGACAACCAGUCCCUGCACAACGACCUUGAACUGAUGCUAACUCGCCAGUUGAUGGUUCUACUAGACUUCGUCGCUGAACCCUUCGAACCAGUGUCCAGACUCGGUUGCUCAUGCAUCAGACACUGCCUGGUCAACUGCGGUCCCCUCCUAACUCGCCGCAUGUGGUCGUUAGUUGUAUCCACGCUGAGGAAGGCCUGUGACGUCACUCUGUAUCACCUGAGGUGCCUCAUGCUCCCCUACCACAACCACAGCGAUAGUUUCUACGGCGAUGAAGGUCAGGUGAGGGUCGCCAUCGGGCGGGAUAAGAUGGUCGUCAUGGAGAGGAAGCGCCUGCUGCAGUUGAGUCAACAGGUUUUCCUACUGAACGCGCAAACUCAAGAGCCGAAGAACACGCUGACUCUGUGCGAAGACAAGAAGAGCAUCGUCCUACUCAUCCACUCACCUCACUCACUCACUCGGGGAGAUGUCUCCAUUGCCAGGAUUCCAUUCCAGGACCUCAUUAUAAGCCUGGCCAGCCAUCAGAUGCUGUUGCACCUCAUUGGCACCCUCCUCCUCAGCGGCACCAGCAACUUGGUGCCCCUGGAAAGUACCAUGCUGUCUGAGGGGGCCUCAACCUUCAACGAACAUAAAUCUAAUUUCGAAGAUAAACUGCUGCCUGGAAUGAUGGAGCACAUGUCAUCAUCUGACGUCAUUGGACUCUUGAAAUGCCUCGAGCUCUCCUCAGAAACGUCGAACCAGUUCGAUUCAAAGCCGGGCUUGAAACAAGCAGGUGUCAGCAGGACCCUCUACAUCCACGCCCUCCUCGAGAUCGUCUCCAGAGGAAUCUUGAAAUGUCCACCGACUGCUCCUGUUGCUUCAUUGCCGGCCACAUCGAGACACAAGACGACGACGACAACAACAGCAACUUCAACAAGAUCUACCACGUCGACAGGAUCCACACUAACAACUGCUGAUUCUAUCAAUAUUGCGGCUACCGUCGUUACUUCUGCUGCCACUAGUAGUGUUGUUUCUUUAACUGCAGAUUAUAAAGCCACUGCUACUUCAGCAAAUGCUCCAAAAUAUUCAUGCUCGACUUCAGAUGCUGCAACAUCGUCGUCGUCAGCAUCAUCACAGUUGUACGAAAUAGCGAGUUACUCGAAUCUAAGCGUGGAGCACUUUUACUGCGUUUUCAUGAAGUUGUUGAAGAAUGCACUGCUGAAUGAGGGGUCCAGUAUAUCCGACCAACUUUCCCAGUCCAUCCUUGUUUUCCUUCCGCUGGACAAUCCGGACGACCAAGCCGAUGUCGUUUGCGACAAAAAGAGCCAGUCAUCGUUCAAACACUUCGUUCCUCAAAAAUGGCGGAAAUCGUCGUCUUCGACCGCUGCGUCUGGAGCGGCCGUCGCUGGUAGCGGCUGUGGUGGUAAUGAGGAUGAUGGUGAUCACGGAGGAGCCACUUCGAAGUCGCGAUUGAGUAGCAGUGGCGAAGGCAGCAACAGUUUGAAAAGCAUUGAAUUGGUGGAUCCCUCAGUGUUGGACACCCCUCGAAAUCGGACCGACCGCGUGUACUCACUGGCUUCCGACCGUACCAUCAUUGGUCUGAUGGGGGAAUACAGGAGACGGAAGCUAACGAAGUGCAUGCCUCCCCCGCCCCCACCGACGCUAUCAUCAGUAUCGACACCCUCAUCAUCAUCUUCUAUGACAUCACUUCCGUUACCAUCAACAGCAGCAUCAGUAGGACGGAAGAACUCUGCUGUGAAGAAAGAUCUGCCCUGUCAUGCUGCUGCAGACGACCAUGGUCAUCCGGUCAGCCGUCGAAGUACCGCAGGUGAUGAUGAUGAUGAUGAUGAUCUCUAUGGGAUCACUCGCGAACAGAAGUGUUCUUACAUGAAGGACAGCGUAGCUCACUUGAAAUCAAGCGUAGAGACCUUAGUGAAUGUGCUUCAAUUGUACAACCAAUUAAAUGACAGAACAUACCACGCCCUCCUGCCCACAUUCCAGCCUAUCAUCGUUCAGUUGGUCACUCACUCUGUGGACCCCCAGCUGAGGAGGGCUCUGGGGCAGUGUUUUUAUUUAUUUUUUGGUAACUUGGGCGACGUGAUGGCCUAGUGGUUAAGGUCGCCUGCUGCUGUUUCGCAGUGCCUGCAGUGAUCGGAUUCGAAUACGACGAAAAGAUCCCCGCCAGUCACAUGCUUCGUGUGUGAUUGAUGCACGCACAAACAGCGUACGUGUAUUCAUGUACGCUGUGUAUGCAUGCUGUUGAUUCCUCCGAACUUAAGGAGGAUGUAAUAGACUGUUAACCUGAUUUGAACCUUUUAAACUUAACUCAUCUAAUUUGUAAUCUCAUGAGCGAAAUAUCUCUUUAAAGAUUGUUUAACCAACGAAUUAACAAUCAAUCAAUGAUUUAUUUAUUUUUUAUUCAAUCAUUAAACUAAUCCAUCAGCCGAUUAAUCACACACUCAGUCAAUCGUUAAUCAAUCCAUUCAUUCAUACGUUCAUACAUUCAAUUCAUUCAAUUAUGUGUCGUGCAAUUAUUUUGACGCAUAUUAAUUAAUUACCAUUAUAUCGUCUGCAUCUCUUUACCUCCAAAAUGAUUCCUUAUUUGAUCUUAUGAUUGCUAUGGGGAGGUGAAUUACUUUUUGUGUUCCAAUUUAUGUUAUACACACACAUUCACACACACACACACAUUCACACACA
Messenger RNA from Helobdella robusta, 4836 nucleotides. RefSeq lists its product as hypothetical. The coding region runs from base 1 to 4248 and encodes 1415 amino acids. The transcript has 14 exons. The record is from RefSeq and is a predicted model, not a curated record. NCBI's taxonomy places the organism in Eukaryota, Metazoa, Annelida, Clitellata, Rhynchobdellida, Glossiphoniidae.